AAUGCUAAGAUUGGAGUUGAAAAGCCUAUGACUUCAAGGAAUGACAGUAAACCAAAAGCUCUCAAUACAGAAUGCCAGGACAUUUAUUCCACUAAAAGAAUAUCAGACAAUGACAUUCAAACUGAACAAAAUGAUGCUCAUACCAGUAAAUCAGAGGGUUCUUUGCAUUCAUUCACAACCACAGAUUUCCCUGCCAAUUCUAAGAUUAAAAAAGUGUUCCAGUGUAAUAAGUGCACAUUCCGCACUAAGACAACUAAAUUGUUAAAGUGUCACAUUGAAUCAAAACAUAAUGUAGAAAGAUCUCUUUUAUCAUGCAAUUCAUGCAGUUUCCAAUGCAAACAACAAAGAACUAUGAAAAUUCAUAUAGCAUCAUCUCACACUGAGAAAGUUCUAAAAGUCAAGUGUGAUGUUUGUGAUAAAGAAUUUAUUUCUUUAGAAAAGUUAAAGCGGCAUAAACUUACUCAUACAAAUACUCGACCUUUUCAAUGUGCAGAGUGUUCAAAGAGAUUUAAACAGCGAUCUAAUUUAACUGAUCAUAUGAACUAUUCUCAUCUAAAAACUCAAAUAAAAACUAAGAAGAAGACAUUACAAUGUAGUUGGGAAGGUUGUGAUAGGUUAUUUCGUGAUAAACAUAACUUAAAUAAACAUUAUAAAACACAUAUUAAUGCUAGAUAUAAGUGUAAUUUAUGUGUAUUUCAAUGUGUUUAUGAGAAGGUUUUACAGAAACAUAAAGAGAAAUAUCAUAUGAAUUAAAAGGGUAUUUAAAUUUAAAGACUUAUCAAGUGCAGAAAGGACAUUUAUUGAAUUAUAUCAUUUUCUAUAUGUAUUUG
This is a messenger RNA of Lottia gigantea (owl limpet), 830 nucleotides long. RefSeq lists its product as hypothetical. Gene Ontology annotation, cellular component: nucleus. The coding region runs from base 28 to 753 and encodes 241 amino acids. The transcript has a single exon. The record is from RefSeq and is a predicted model, not a curated record. Gene Ontology annotation, molecular function: DNA-binding transcription factor activity, RNA polymerase II-specific; RNA polymerase II transcription regulatory region sequence-specific DNA binding. Gene Ontology annotation, biological process: regulation of transcription by RNA polymerase II. NCBI's taxonomy places the organism in Eukaryota, Metazoa, Mollusca, Gastropoda, Lottiidae.